ACAGAAAUGGGAUAUUGUGAAGUUUUUAGAGGUCUUGUUCUGCUCUUGAUGCAUCUCGACAUUGAUUGCCUGGUAAAUGUUGCUUCACAGCUAUUAAUGCAUUUUUUUUCCGCUUCGAGUCAUCCUAACUUUUUGAAUUAUUUUUAAGGUGCUUUGCUGCAGGAGCAGGUUUAGAACCAACAAAGCUUCCCUUUAAUCUUAACUCUGUCAAACAUUUUCGCUUAUCUGUUUAUCUGUGUCAAUUAGAUGAUGUUUUAUGUGCUCUUGGCUUGAUUAGAAGCUUCCCAUGUUUACAAUAUUUAGAAAUUGAGGUUUUCUUUUCUUUUUCUUUCUUAUGCACAAUAGUUUCUUUCUUAUUUCCAUACUCCUUAAAUCAUCAAUUAGUUGAGAUUUGGUUAAUCUUUUCUUAGACGUCUUAUGUGGAUGAUGAUGAUGAUGUGUCUGCUCUAGAAUGUCUUGAAGUGGAACAUUUCUCAGAUGUCACAUUUAAUCACCUCAACGAAUUUAAGCUAAUGUAUAUUAAUGGUUCAAAGCCUGAGUUGCAGCUUAUGAAGCUUUUGUUAGCCAAGUCUCACGUGCUGGUGAGGAUGCUAAUCGAGCCCUUCAGGCCAGUUAAAGAUUCUGCAACAGUCAAAAUACUCGCUGAGUUACCAAAAUUUCAGCGUGCAUCACCUAAAGCAGAAGUUAGAUUUCUAAACUAGUACUCCACAAGAUUACAAUCUUGUUUAUUGAUCUUCAGGAUUCUUUAAUCAAACCAUACAAUCUAUGGCUCAAAAUUUUGGAAGUUAAUUAUUCUGGGUGGAUGAUUUGACUAGUCUGUUACAUAAUUUGUCAUUACUUCACGUUGACGUUGUUAAUGUUUAUUUCAAACUUCAAAGUUAGGUUGCGGGUUGCUGUGUGUUAUUUUUCUACUUUGGUCAUAUCUCAAAGUAGAAUUUUAUCUCUGUAAGUUAGAGCCAUGUAGAAUUGAUACUAGGUAGAGUAGAUAGCACUUGCUAUUUAACUUUUUCUUUAUUCACUAUGGUAUUUAAUAUAAUCUCACAAUAUCCUCCUGGAAUUUAUUCUGUUUUUCAUGCCAAAAUGAAUUGGUCCAGGAAACUAACUUUAAAAUAGUUAUUACUGUAUUACAAUCUUCAAAGUACUUUGCACAAUAUAAUAUUGGUAAGUGUAAUAGUAAAUUGAAAGUAGACAGGAACUUAAACAAAAAAAAUCAGGAUAAUUAAUUUGAGACAGUGCAUGCGUCAAGAGUUUAUAGUCAUUAAGAAUAGGAAUAGAAACAAUUUAUUUCAUUUAUUGAUCUUGAAAACCUCAACUGUCAUUCUUUUCCUAGUGAACUGAAAAGUUCUUUUCGAAUCUGGAGAUGGCUUUAAAAGGCUAUGCAAAGUAAAGACUUAACAAGUUACAAAUAGCGGCAACAGCUAAAGCACUGAGGAUAGAGAAAGGCUGGUUACAUCCUUUUGAAUCAUUCAUCAUCAAAAUUCAAGAAUCUUAGGUCUUGAUAAGGUUGAAAUGCUCUUCUUUUUUCUUCAUCAUUUUUUCACUUUAGGAUGAAUUACUUAUGCAUUCAGUAAUUGAAAUAGUAAAUAUUUAUGUUCAAAUGAACUUAUUGUGUAGUUAUCAUUGUCAAUUUGAUAAGCUUAAUUGAAGCAAAAAGGUAAUCUGGUUUAAGACUGAUGAUUAGUGACUAUAAGAUUGAAGGACGUGUUUCUUGCCGUUGAGAUUUAAAGAAUGCAUUUUAUGAAUAUUAAGAGGAGAUGGAUUAGUGAUUCAAUUAGAAUAGACCCUUUCUUUUCUUACAUUUUUGGCAUGUUGAUUUAACAAUAAUCAUAGAAGUUUAAUGUCUGUGUACUCUGUCCGGAUAGUUUGAGUAUUCCUUACCUUUAUAUUCUUGUUUCUGCAGAUUCUUACUGGCAAUUAUUAUUAUAUGAUGCCUCCUAAGGGCGAAAUGCAUGAUUGUCAAAGUGUACCUCCAAAUAUACUUGGCAACCUUCCUGAGAAUGUUAUCGAUGCCAUUCUAAUGCGUUUACCUUUACGAGAUGUUGUGAGGACAAGCAUCUUAUCAAAGAAAUGGAGGUAUAACUGGUGCAGACUUCCAGAAUUAACGUUUGACCAGACACUUUUGGAAACAAGAAUUGCCUUAAUACCUCCUGCACUUGUAUUUACAAAAAUCAUAUGCCAUCUUUUAACACUUCACGAUGGACCAAUAACUAAGUUUUCACUGUCCAUUCAUGAUCAUUUUUUAUUUGUUUGAAGUUGAGGCAUCUGACUCUCCAGAAUUGUUUAAUACGUCCUCCAUUGGCUUUCAAGGGAUUUUAUAGGUUGAUUAGCCUGGAACUACGUGAAGUAAAAAUUUGUUCCAAAUUUCUUGAGAAUUUUUUAUCUCAUUGCCCGUUGCUCGAGUACUUGGUAUUGCAGAUCUCAUAUAGUUUUUAAGCAAUAUUCAAAUUAUUGCUCCCUGUUUGAAAUCCUUUGACUUCGCAAGAGGUUCUGUUUUUCUAAUAAAUUCUCCUCUUCUUCCGAAACUUUCACUUGUGAAUACGGAUUUUUCUAUGGGGCAUGGAAAAUAUGGUCUUGCCAAGUUUUUCGAGUCUUUUCCUCCACUUGGAUUAUUGUGGUGUCCAGUCCUUGGUUGCAGGGGCAGGUGAAGUACCAAAAGAGCUCCCCUCUGCUCUUACGCGUCUUUACUUAUCUGAUGUUUGUGUAGAUCCAGGUUGGACUUUAUGUGCUCUUUGCUUGAUCAGAAGCUCCCCAUAUUUACAAGAAAUUGAAAUUCAGUUGGACUAUGAACUUUCCAAUAUAUGGUGGUUAGAUCAGGAGACCAGCUGUGUUUCUCUUGAAGUAAAAGGUUUUUCAAAUGUGCCAAUAUUGAAUCACCUAAGAGCGGUUAAGGUGAUAGAUACAACAGGCAAAAAGUCUGAAAAGUUGCUUAUUAAGCUUCUAUUAGCCAAGUCUCUGAUGCUCGUAGGAAUGGUAAUUGAGCCCAGGUUAGAUUCUCCUGAAACAAGACUUGAGUUACUCACAGAGCUAAUACAAUUUCCGCAGGCAUCACCUAAAGCAGGAGUUAUCUAUAUAGGUUCAUAGGGUGGUAUCCAGAUCAGAGUCCGGUCUAUCUCCACUGGUCUUUUACACCACCAUGAUCUUUGUCUUAGAUAGGUUGGAGGUUAAUUAAGGCAAAUAGAGAGAAAUGAAUGUGGAUGGUGUAGUAUAUGGUUGUGUUUCGGCAUUGCCUUUUGAUAGAUAAUGAAUUUCAGUUUGGAUAACAGUACCUUCUUACUGCAUCUAAUAAGAAUGAGAUGACUACAAAUUUUCUUGCUGUCCUAUUUCAGAAGUGAAAACUUUUCAAAACAAUCCUGAAUAUAUGAUCCAAUUUCAAUAGCAUACACGAUAUUGAAUCCUUCCUGCACGCGUAAUGUCACUUUCUAGCUUGUUCAUCAUUCAUAACAAAGCGAUGAAGAUUUGCACUCUUUAUAAUUGACCAACAAACCUUUGUUUGCGAUUGAUUUGAUAUGUUAUAAGGGAAAAUGCCCAAGUACCCCCAACCUAUGACCGAAGCUCCAACUACACAUUUUUCCUUUUCCUAUUACCCCCGAACUAUUUUAAAAUAGAAUAAGUUCACCCUUGAAACACUACAACCAGAUUUCUGCUGGGAGGUAAACUACACGCCCUAGACAAGUGAAUAUUUCAUUAAAAAAUUAUUUUUCUGUUCUUUCCAUUUUUUUUUUCUUUCUCUUUUCUCUUUUUCAUUUACUCUUGUCCCCACCAAACUAGACAACAAAGUUUCAUGCCAUGCUCUAAUUUUUGGCCCUUGAUCUGUUCCUUUUUUUUUUGCUGCUAAGCUAGGCUUGAGGCCUUUAAAUGGCUAUUGUGGUGGCGACGUUUUGGACGGUUUCUAUCACCGGUAAUUGUGGGGGCAUAAAAAUGGUGGCUCUUAUAAUUAAGAGGCGAAUAAUGGUGAAUGAUCUGAGUAUAUUUAUGUCUGUUGGGUAGGGGUGGGCGUUCGGGCAGUUUUGAUUAGAUAUAAAAAUUUUAGUUUGGAUUUUUGGUUUUUGGAUUGAAGAAAUAACUAUCCAAAUCCAAUCCAAAUAAGCUCGGAUUGGAUCAGAUUUUUUAAGUUCGAUUUCGGAAUAAUCUGUUUGGAUAUUUUGGAUUUUCUUUUGAGCCUAUAAGUUGAGAUGUUUCUGGCCUUCUUUUUUCUUAUAAAAAAUGAACAUCUAAAUGAAGUAUUCGUGUUAUAUUACGUAAAAAGUUUCUUAUUCUCACUGCAAUCAUCCCAAUAAAGUAUUCAAGUAACAAAAUCAUCAUCAAGAAAAUACAACAUAGACGCUCACAAGGCCCAUAAGAAGUAAAAAUAGUAAAAUCGUGUCUAAAUAGAAAGUAUUCUCAUAGUAAUUUAGGAACUAGUAUUGAAUAUAUGACUAUAUGAGAUAAUGUCUAGUAUUGAAUAUAUGACUAUGAGAUAAUGUCUAGUAUUGAAUGGGUAGAGUAUUGGACUUAUUACUAUUGACAUGUGAAUAAUGGACUAAAUAUGAAGUAUAAAUAUUUCGGAUUUUCAGAUAAUCCGAAGUGCCAAAUCCAACAUCCAAUCCGAAAUCCAAAAAAUUUAAAAAUUAAGUCUGUAGUCCAAUCCGUAAUUCGAAAAUCCAAACCAAAACUCCAUAAAACUCAGAUUUCGGUUUGUAUUUUGGGUUUGCCCAAACUAUGCCCACCCCUACUGUUGGGUAAGAAAAAGGCUUUAUUCGGUUUGAAAUGUCAAAAACUCUAUUUUUUCUGGCAAAAAAAGAGAAGAUUUUCCGGUGCUGGAUAUUUCCAAAUCUCAGGCAAAAUAAAUAAAAAGAUUUUUCGGUGCUGGAUAUUUUCAAAUCUGAGUGGUUUUGCUUUACAUAUGUAUAAUUUUUUAAUAAAAGUGUGAUUUGUGUAUUCGAGAGUGGGAGAGGAAGAAAACUAACCCAAAAAAUUAAAGAAGGCCAUAAAAGUCGCCGACGAUUGUUGUAUGUUGUUGAUGGGAAUAGUGAAGUAGAGGAGAAGAAGGAAAAGACAGACAAAGAAAAAGAAAAAAGAAUGUAUAUUUUUAAUUUUAAUAAAAUUAAGAAAGUAAUAUUUUAAAAUUAUUUUUUCUUCUCACUCUCUCAGAGAGAGUGAUAUACACACUUUGCUACAUAAGCCUUUAGAUGCAAUUAAUUAUUCUCUAAACUAGUAUAAGGAGGUAAUAGGAUCCCCGAAAAGGAAAGGUGUGCAGUUGGAACUUCGAUAUAGAAUUUUUUUCCUAAUACUCAAUAAAACCUAAUGUACCUUAAAAAUAAUCAAAUAUAAUGAAGAUUUUGUGAUUCAGUGCGGCGGAGACAAAAAAUACUAGGUGAUUUCUUCUCAUUUGUCCAACCCUUGGUGGAUAGAGUUACCCGAUUUCUGUUUCUAGUCUGCGGUGGCAGGUAUCCCGUUGAAUUAGUCGAGGUGCACACAAGCCCGAACACCACGGUUAUAAAACAAAAGUGCAAAUGAAAAGUAGAAGUAGAAAGGAAUCUAAAAGGAGUUGUCCCAUAUAUGAAAAGGAAGAAAUACUCUUACCCGCUUUUAAGACCACCUUUGCCUAUUUGAAACUCAAUCUACAAAAGAAUGUGAUCAAAUCUCCACUAACAAAAGCCCUGCAAUGGCUAUUAUUUCUCCCAGAAUAUUUAUUUUGACCAUUAGAAUAUAUACUAUUUCUACUGCAAAUUAAAGCCAACUUUUCACUCAAAGGAAUAUUCUCAUUCUAAGAAGCAAGGAAAAGAGGAAAAACUUUUAAUCCAGGAACAAAGGAGAAGAAGAGGGUUUCUGAAAAGCCCAGUUCGUGUAGUUCAUCCAAAGAUGAGUUCCAGCAAAAGGGUUGGGAAGUCUUCUAAUUCAUCAGGAAAGCAGAAAGCUAUAUGCGAAACAACUACUACACCAACGGUUGAUGAUAUAAAUGUAGGCGUAGAAGAUAUGGGGUUGAACUCCGAUCAAAAUGAUGGAUGGAUAGUGUGUUCUAGAAAGUCCAAGAACAAGGGUGGAAGCAGCAGUGCUGGAAUGAAGCAAUGGAUUUCUCAGAAUCCCACUCCAAAAGCCAAACUGGGAAUGCGUAACAAUAUUGUUGGAUCAUCAGGACAGGGGUCUAGGAAUAACUGGUCCACACCUAAUUAUCAUCCUCGAAAACCUGCUGGCAGAGAAUGCUACACACCGACACCCGCUGCAGUUCCUCCUGCCCUGAAGAAUGGUUGGGAUUGGUCAUCUGUCGCUCGUUCCAAUGAGGACCAUGAUACUUAUUCCCCUGUCGCUGAUGUCAAGGCUUCCUGUGAACAUGAUGGAGAGGAUAAUGAAUCGGAUUUGCCUGAUGAUGACAGUGAUGAUGAGCUUCCGAGUGAUGACGACUUUGAUGAUCACUCGGAUGUAAAUGAAAUGAGUCAUGAGGUACUCAAGGAAAGUCGUUGGUUCAAGAACCUUUUCAAAUGUCUUGACAGUUUGACUGUCACUGAGAUUAAUGAUCCGGAAAGACAGUGGCACUGCCCUGCAUGCAAAGGUGGUCCGGGUGCAAUUGAGUGGUUUCCAGGGAUACAGUCAGUGAUGAACCACGCAAAAACGAAAGGAUUUAGGAUGAAAUUACACAGACAACUUGCUCAACUUUUGGAGGAAGAGCUGCGUCGGAGGGGAACUUCUGUUGUACCUCCAGGUCAAGUGUAUGGAAGAUGGGGUGGCGGUGAAUAUGAAGAUAAGGAAAUAGUGUGGCCACCGACCGCGAUUAUCGUGAACACAGUGCUUGAGAAAGAUGAAAAUGACAAGUGGAUUGGAAUGGGAAAUCAGGAGCUGCGUGAUUAUUUCAGCUCUUAUGCUGCUGUCAAGGCAGCGCGAAGCUCAUAUGGUCCACAAGGCCAUCGUGGUAUCAGUGUGUUGAUUUUUGAGGCCACUCCCGUGGGAUACAUGGAGGCUGUACUUCUCAGUGAGCAGUUUUCUGAAAAAGGAAGUGAUAGAGAUGCAUGGGAACACAAUCCAGUUCUCUUUUAUCCUGGGGGAAAACGUAAGCUUUAUGGUUACAUGGCAGAGAAAAGAGACAUGGACAACUUUAACCGGCAUUCACAUGGGAAAUCAAGGCUGAAGUUCGAGAUGAGGUCAUAUAAAGAAACUGUUUCGAAUCCAGCGAUGCAGAUGUCGGAGGAUAAUCAACAGCUCAUAUGGUUCAAGAACCAAGCCUCUAAGCACCAAAAGCGGGCUAAAGCUACUGAAGAGUCUCUAAGACUGGUGAGUGAAAAGCACCGUCAGACAGUCGAAGAGAACAAGAUUGUCAGACUGAGAACUAAGAUGCACCAUGAACGGAACAAGGAAGAGAUGGAAUAUCUAGAGCAGUUUUUUAAUGAUCAGUUGAAAAUGAUUUAUGAUGCCAGGACUGCUGAGGAGGACAAGUUUGAAAAGAUACAGCAGGAACAGCGUGAGAUGAUCUAUCAAUCUAAUGCAACUAUUUCCUCGGCUGAGGAUCAUCGACUCAGGGCAGAGAAAGUUGCGAAAUUUAUCAAACUUCAGGACAAGGAUAUGGAAGAAUUUGUGGAAGAGAGGGAUAAUCUGAUAAGAGCUCAUGAAGAUAGGGUAGGUUCAAUGAGACGCAAAUACUUGCUGCAAUACUCGGAAGAGGCAGUUGCACUUGAGAAGAAUUUUGAUCUCGAACUGGCUAAGCUGAUGGAGAAGUACUCAUCAAAGCAAUCUGAGCAGGAUCUUAUUGUCGAUCAGUCUAAUAUGAUGCCUCCUACGGGUAAUCUCAAGAGGUUGUUUAUCAAGGACGAUGAGAAAUUCAAAUCAAUCUCCUUAGAGAAUGCUUCUAACUUGUCUGAACUUUCUGUUUCAUUGGAGAGAGUUGUAACAGGCAGGGAAGGCAAACCUGUUUCUGAUUUGGUUACAUUUGUGGGUACCCUGUCUAAAGUCAAAAUACUUCCUCUUAAUGGCAUGUUUCCGCAGCUCCUAGAUGAAGCUCCUGUUCUGCCAAUGUUAUUGCCAUCGUCAUACUCUCUAAAGAUUCUUGAACUCAAAGGUGUGAACUUUAUGGACUUUAAUCAAAUAUCUGUAGUUGUCCUCCUACUUGCAAGUGCUCCCAACUUGCAAGAACUCUAUGUAGAGGCUUCUACAAUCGAGCGCGCUAAACCAGGAACAAGUCUCGGGUUAUCUAAAAUGCUUGGACUGCUGCACAACUUUUCCCCUUAGCAAGCUUCAUCUGGUCAAAUUAACGAAUAUCUCAGCUUUCAUUCCUGAGUUUGAGUUUAUCCGAUUCAUUCUCUUUAGCUCGCCAUCACUUGUGAUAAUGAACAUCCUGGAGCACCCAGAACUUGAAGCAGAAAAAGCAUUGAAUAUAGCUAGGAAGAUGCUCCAGUUGCGGCCACCAUCAGCAGUGUCUAUAGAUUUCUCAAGGGACAGCAAAACACUAGUAUCAUAAUGUGAGUUUCAGGGAACUGGCAUUGGUAACAGAAUUACAACAUUAAGUUUUCUUACUGCAUGAUUUGUGGUUUGUUAACGUUCCAAUUCUUUUGGUUGGUUAGGGUAAAGAAUCCAGAUAAAAUACUUAAUUUUGUGGAGA
Nicotiana tabacum (common tobacco) is the source of this 8566-nucleotide messenger RNA. NCBI's taxonomy places the organism in Eukaryota, Viridiplantae, Streptophyta, Magnoliopsida, Solanales, Solanaceae. The record is from RefSeq and is a predicted model, not a curated record.